AUGGGGGAAGUUAGUAUCAGGGAGGUUGGAGACACAGUGGAGGGGAGGGGUGAGGGUGGCUCUGGUUGGGGAGGUGGUGCAGGAGGCUCUGGUCGGGGAGGUGGUGGAGGUGGCCCUAGGUGGGGAAGGGUUGCAGAAGCUAGUGGUUCUGAAGGUUAUAGAGGUGGAGGAGUUGGGGGCUCUAGAGGGCAGGGUGAUGGUAGAAGGGUUGAGGCAUCUGGUGUUGCUGUUGGUGGUGAGGGUGGAGGUGGAGUGGUCGUGGCUUCCACACUAUUUUCAUACUUUGGCAGCCUGAAUCAAUUGGAGCAGGAGAUUGGUGGUGAUUAUAAGCCACAGUUUGAGGGAGGUUCAGUGGACCUUAACAUCUAUCUGAAUGAAGUGCCGAUUGGUUACCAGGGAGGUCUAUUUGCUACGGGUGGCACUCCGACAUUUGUCUUGGGUGGACAUAUGUAG
Arachis stenosperma is the source of this 453-nucleotide messenger RNA. RefSeq lists its product as uncharacterized. The record is from RefSeq and is a predicted model, not a curated record. The transcript is spliced from 3 exons. The coding region runs from base 1 to 453 and encodes 150 amino acids. NCBI's taxonomy places the organism in Eukaryota, Viridiplantae, Streptophyta, Magnoliopsida, Fabales, Fabaceae.